AUGGCUCUAAUUUGGAUACCCUUUGCUAAACUAUUUAUACUCAUACUAAUUCACAAUCUAGUCUCUCCAGUAAGCUCUGACAAAUUUCGUAUUGUUGGUGGUUCAACAACAAGUAUUACUAACCACAAAUAUAUAGUGUCAUUAAGACUCAAAACUGGUAAAUUUUUUUGUGCGGGAUCUUUGGUUAAAGCACGUUAUGUUAUAACAGCAGCCCAUUGCGUGAAAGGUUUAACAACCCGUGAUUUAUACAUUCAUGGAGGUGUAACAUAUUUAAAACAAACCGGUGUCAAAAGAUCUGUUACAAAAAUCAUGAUACCAAAAACAUUUAGUAUUAAAAAUGGAACUAUGGAUGUAGCAGUAUUAAAAUUAAACAAACCCUUGAAAGGAAGCAAUAUUGCUACCAUACCAUUAUGUUCGCGUAUAGUGUUGACCAACAAUUGGGUUACCGUAUCCGGUUGGGGUUUCAUUAAUGAAUCAAGUUAUGGUCCUUCACAGCAAUUACGUACAGUUAAUGUUCGCAUUAUAUCGAAAGAAAAAUGUCAUAGAAAUUAUCGUGGUAAAUUUAAAAUGUCUUCUACUAUGAUGUGUGCCUCAGUGCCGGGUCGGAGAGAUGCUUGUUCUGGAGAUUCUGGUGGGCCUUUAGUAUAUCGUAAGCAAUUGUGUGGCAUUGUAUCACUGGGUAUGGGUUGUGCUAGCAAAGAAUAUCCCGGUAUUUAUACGGUUAUACGAGAUAAACAAGUUUGGAGUUUUAUAAAUAAAGCUCUAAGGAGUUGA
Messenger RNA from Calliphora vicina (urban bluebottle blowfly), 774 nucleotides. RefSeq names its product seminase-like. Gene Ontology annotation, molecular function: serine-type endopeptidase activity. The transcript has a single exon. Bases 1 to 774 code for a protein of 257 amino acids. NCBI's taxonomy places the organism in Eukaryota, Metazoa, Arthropoda, Insecta, Diptera, Calliphoridae. Gene Ontology annotation, biological process: proteolysis. The record is from RefSeq and is a predicted model, not a curated record.